AUGCACUCCUCACCGGCGGCAGUACCACACCCAACGGAGCGCAUUCAGCGAAACUCUCCGUACCUUAGAGGAAGGUACGGUUGCUUUCGUCUUCGACUUCAGGAGAAGCUUCAGCUCAUGGAGCAAGACGAAGUACAAUUGCAGCACUGGCAGCACGAAAAUGUAACGAUAUUCCCCUGCCCUAUUUACUUUAAGUGGAAGGGACGUGUGUGGGCCUACUCUUUCCAAGUGCUCAGCGACUAUAGAAAAUCAGGACAACGCGUGGGAGCAGCAUGCGCUCCCACCAUGAUGCGAGCGAUUUUUUUUACGGAUAACUGCGCGAAGCAGUUCAAGUGUAGGUUUCAUUUCGGCUGGCUCGCUUCCCACGAGGUGAUAAUUCGCGAUAACAACGGCGGGUCUACCAACGUACCAGUGCAUGUGGAGCAUCACCACUUUGGGAGCUGCCACGGGAAGCGAGAUGAUNAAUUCGCGAUAACAACGGCGGGUCUACCAACGUACCAGUGCAUGUGGAGCAUCACCACUUUGGGAGCUGCCACGGGAAGCGGUUCUGAUAUCAAGGGGGCGAACACCAAAGGCACCACAACGCAAAACAUCAUCAACCAGACAUGGGUAGUCCAGGGCCCCAGACACCUCUGUACCCUGCUGGGUGAAGCGAUGGACUUCAUUCUUGAGGAGCCGACCGAAGAAGAAGAGAUGAUCUUUGAAGCUUCCAGCACAAGCAGCAGAGGUGGGGAUCAGUUGCUGAUGACCAAGCUGUGGGGGGGCGAAAGCAGAUGCAAGGAGAGGAAGACUUUUCUGGUCACGAAGAAGCCGAACACCCUCCUAGGCAGAAAAUACAUCUUCCAAGCCGCAGGUGACAUUUUGCCUGCAGUUCGUUCCGCCUCUCGCUCCGAAUCGAAGGCGAUCAAGGUCGAGGGAUGCCAAGCCAUCAGCAAAAUCCUUUGCAAGGAUGGCAUGUUUUCGGAAGGCGAUGUUAUGGUGUGGGUUCACGACGUCUUUAGCCACGUACGAGGGGUAGAGUAUGACGUGCCUAAUGUUCUUCCAGUCGACGAAAACAGAUCGAUGCCGCUCACCUCUCUCGCAGGGCUAGGCCAGGGAAUAGAGGGGUGCGACUGCGGCAACUAGCCUUCCGUAGACAUAUUACAGAAAGAAGAGAUGGUACUCAGCAGAGAACAUGAGCACAGAGUUAUAGCGGAGAUAAUUCGGCAGGCGAGACUGUAGUUUUUUUUUUUGUUCCGAACCCCGAAAUUCCGGUACUCGGGCCGUUACUCCGGAGACCCUCGGAACCUGCUGUGUUGUUUUUCCUGCUUGUUUUUUUGUUUUGUUUUGUUGUUGAGAUAAGACACAAGCGCGCCUUCGCCCCUUGUGCUCACUCUCAUCUAGCACCCAUCAAAGCCUGACCAGGGAGUCAGUUGAUAAGAAAAUCUAUCUACAUUUCUCUUUCCAGAGCUCGCUCGGGCCUACCGAUCUCACAGCAGUGUAGACCAACCUCUGUGAUAGAGCGGUGACAGCAGUGUAACCUCUGUGGUAGACUACAAAGUCUACGAGCUACAGCAGCACCGCCACCUCCGCUGCUGCAGGACGCCACAUUCUGUGAGGUUAUGAGCCUCGCUUUACGCGAACACUAGGAGCUGCGGACGUCACGACGGAGGUCAAGACAUCCUACUGCUGUGGACUACAACAUCCGUCUGUGGACUUCGAGCGGAAAUCUGGAUUCGGAGCCUUGGGAGAUCAUCAACGGUCAGCGGAAACG
Ectocarpus sp. CCAP 1310/34 is the source of this 1753-nucleotide messenger RNA. The record is from the annotation of a GenBank genome assembly. NCBI's taxonomy places the organism in Eukaryota, Phaeophyceae, Ectocarpales, Ectocarpaceae.